AGAAGUUAGAUAUCAUCGGGGUGCCGUACUUGACAGAAGGGGCGAUGGAGAAUUGGGGGGCCAUUACGGUGAUGCAAGACUACUUGUUCAAGGACGACGUGCUACAGACGCAGCAGUUGGUGGCGCACGAGCUUGUGCACCAGUGGAUCGGGAACUUGGUGCUGUUUGACGACUGGAAGUACGUUUGGUUGAACGAAUCGUUCGCGACGUUUUUUGGCAACCAUUUUGUGAGCAUCAUUGAUCCCUCCUACAGUUUUGUAGAGGAGUUGAUAGACAUGAGCGGACGCAUGGUGCGCACGGGAGAUGUCAACAUCCAGAAGUUCAUGAACGGGGUGAGACUCACGGGUGACACCACCACCGGCGAGUUGUUCAAUCAUCAGGUGUAUGAGAAGGGUAUCUUGAUGUUGCGAAUGAUAGGCAAUAUUUUGGAUCCCAACACCAUCGACAACUUCGAGGUGUUUUUGGCAAGCAUGAGCAAGUUUGUGGAGGCCCAUAGGUUUGAGUCGAUCAAGGCCAGUGAGAUCUGGCAGUUUUUCUUGCAGGAAUUCGAUAUCGAUUUGCUCACGUUUGUAAGUAUGUGGAUUCGGUAUGACAAGUUUCCCUUCAUCCAGGUGUCGCAGAAGAAUGGAGAGUUGGUGAUUGAGCAGGCCCAGAGCAAGCCGUACCAGUUUCCACUCGUGGUAUCCACCACCGAGAGGGACUACCAAUUUUAUAUCAAGGACAAAACCACCAAAGUGAAGCUUGACGAGCAGGUGGUGGCAGUGAACAAGCACCGGGUUGCUCUUGUGAAGCAGGACAUCUCGAAGAAGCUUGUGAAGGACUUGGAGCCGCACUUGGGACGUCUCGAUGCGUUGAGUUAUCUUAUUGACUAUCCUGAUAGCGGCAGUGGAGUUCACCAGAUGCUCCAGGGAGUUUUACGGAAGCAAACAAAGUAGGAGGGUGGAAGAGAGUGAAUAGAGUGAAUAGUGUGAAUAGUGUGAAUAGUGUGAAUAGUGUGAAUAGUGUGAAUAGUGUGAAUAGUCAGAAGUGUAAAUAGAAUACAGUCCAAUGAUGGCCGCAUCCUGUCAACCUACGCUAACAUUUCACCAUGUAAUGUUUAUAAGUCAUGAAUGUAUAAAGGCGUAUGCUGAAUGCUAAUGAUUGAAUGCAAGUCUAUGAUAUCAGAUGUUCCACUUGACCUCCCGCUUAUUGUACACAAAGUCCAAAAUGUUGUUGGCAAAGUUAUCGACCGAAUCGACGGAGUUGGUGUCACUGUUCGCACCAUGCUGGCGCUGGCGCUGAUGCUGGUGCUGGUGUGCCGACAGAAUGCUGUGGUGAGAUUUG
Yamadazyma tenuis ATCC 10573 is the source of this 1323-nucleotide messenger RNA. RefSeq lists its product as uncharacterized. Gene Ontology annotation, biological process: proteolysis; peptide catabolic process. Gene Ontology annotation, cellular component: cytoplasm. Gene Ontology annotation, molecular function: zinc ion binding; metalloaminopeptidase activity; peptide binding. Lineage: Eukaryota; Fungi; Ascomycota; Pichiomycetes; Serinales; Debaryomycetaceae. The record is from RefSeq and is a predicted model, not a curated record.